GUGACAGUUCGAUUGUGUACAGCUUCACGUCAUUUACCGUGAUUUUGCUUUUCAGUCGUUGGAAUUACAAGUUCAUUUUUUUAGCCGAAAACCCAUUAAAAUGCUGGCAAUCGAAGAUUUUCCCGAAUAUAAUGUUCCAGGAGCUAAGCAGGUUCAGUUCAAUCCGUACGAAUCGAAUGGAGGAUCGGUUGUUGCUGUUGCUGGCGACGAUUAUGCUAUCAUUGCGGCCGACACUCGUUUGAGUUCCGGCUACUCAAUCCAUACCCGUCAUCAGGACAAAUCAUUUAAAUUGUCCGAUAAAACCGUUUUGGCAUCAACUGGAUGUUGGUGUGAUACAUUGUCGUUGACAAGUUUGGUAUCAGCUCGUAUGCAGAUGUACGAACAUUUGCAUAACAAAAAAAUGUCCACCACUGCGGUUGCACAAAUGUUAUCAAUUCUCAUGUACAAUCGACGAUUCUUUCCGUACUACGUUUCGAAUGUGUUGGCUGGCAUCGACGAAAAUGGCGAAGGAGUUGUUUACAGCUAUGAUCCGAUUGGUCAUUGUGAACGUAAGAAAUACAGUGCCGGUGGAUCGGCUGGACCACUACUGCAACCAGUUCUGGACAAUCAAGUUGGUCUUAAGAACCAAGUUGGAGUCGAAACAGGACCGAUACCAUUGGAGCGCGCUAAAGCUAUCAUUCGUGACACUCUAAUAUCGGCAGCAGAGAGAGACAUCUACACGGGAGAUGGUGUCAUAUUCAAUAUCAUCACCAAGGAUGGCAUCAAACAGGAACGCAUCGAUUUGAGAAAGGAUUAGGGAGUAGCCGAUCGGCAGGAGUGUAUCGCAAAGCUCCAAUUUAUGUUAAAAAGCCGCCGGAAAUUGGGAGGAAAAUAAACUUUGUAUUCAGUAAUCCA
Messenger RNA from Bradysia coprophila, 894 nucleotides. RefSeq names its product proteasome beta6 subunit (gene Prosbeta6). The record is from RefSeq and is a predicted model, not a curated record. Gene Ontology annotation, cellular component: proteasome core complex; nucleus; cytoplasm. Lineage: Eukaryota; Metazoa; Arthropoda; Insecta; Diptera; Sciaridae.